This is a messenger RNA of Maniola jurtina (meadow brown), 1672 nucleotides long. RefSeq names its product beta-1,3-glucan-binding protein-like. The transcript is spliced from 8 exons. Gene Ontology annotation, molecular function: carbohydrate binding; hydrolase activity, hydrolyzing O-glycosyl compounds. Gene Ontology annotation, biological process: carbohydrate metabolic process. The record is from RefSeq and is a predicted model, not a curated record. The coding region runs from base 192 to 1640 and encodes 482 amino acids. Lineage: Eukaryota; Metazoa; Arthropoda; Insecta; Lepidoptera; Nymphalidae.
ACAAGACGGGUAUUGGCCAUACCAUAUAUUUUUUUUGGAUGCUCACGGCACUUUAUUGAGAUGAUAUUAUGUAUCUUUGAGUUGAACUAUGAUAACAUAUACCUAGGUAGUCAAUAAUCAUAUAACCUCAGAAGUCAAAACUCAGAAGUCAGACCUCAGUCUGCGUGGAGCGUUCACAUUGCAUAGGCGUUAUGUUGGGAAAAUUACAUAUAAUAUUCGCUACAUUUGUGACUCUAUGCUUUAUAAAGGCUAGUGCAUACAAAGUGCCGCCAGCAAAGUUUGAAGCGGUGUACCCUCCAGGAUACUUUCGACUAUCUGUCAAGGAUGACGGGUACUCCCUCCUGCAGUUCCAUGCCAACAUUAAUAAAAAAAUAGGAGUGCUGGAGCCUGGCCGGAUCUUCCAAACUUUACAUAAGCCAAAGAAUGGGGACCCGUGGACCUUCCACGGCCAAGGCAUUAAAAUUAAACUUGGUGACACAUUUUACUACUGGUUAGUUGUUAUGAAGAAUGACCUGACUUAUAGGCAGGAGGGAGAAUGGACUAUUACUGAGUUCAUCAGCGAAGACGGGAGACCAGUGGAUCCAGCGAAUCUGCCAAAACCUGAACCUGACCCCAAACCGGACCCGUAUUCAUAUAUUUAUCAAUCUCCAAGCUGUCGAAAGUCGGAGACAGAAGUCCUUGGUCUAAGCUCAGUGUGCCAAGGUGCUCACAUCUUCAGUGAGGACUUUAGCAAACAAAAAUUGAAUGAUUUGAACCAGUGGGAUGCUGAGUACAAGUUUCCUCGAGGUCCAGAUUACCCGUUCAACGCAUAUGUGAAGGACACAAUAAAAGUAGAGGAUGGUAACCUAAAGAUAAAACCUGAACUAACUGAUUCGCGCUUUGGAGAUGUUUAUAUAGGUGGUGAAUGGGACUUGACCAGCUCGUGCACAGGCCAGGUGGGCUCAGAAGAGUGUUACUUGCAGUCGUCUGGCGCCAACAUCCUGCCGCCAGUCACCAGUGGCAAGAUCACCACGCGCAAUCGGUUUAGCUUCAAGUACGGCAGGAUAGACGUGAGAGCCAAACUGCCUGCUGGGAACUGGCUUAUACCAGAAAUCAACCUCGAACCUCGCGACACCGUCUACGGCAAACAACGUUAUGAGUCGGGCCUCAUCCGUGUAGCCUUUGUGCGAGGAAAUCCGCUCUUUAGCAACAAGUUAUACAGCGGGCCAGUCCUCUCCGAUGCCGAGCCUUACAGAUCCUACCAUCUCAAAGAAAAUCGCAGCAUCGAGAACUGGAAUAAGGACUUCCAUGACUUCACUUUGGUUUGGAAACCAACCAGCAUCGAAGUCUUCGUGGAUUCAGUUAGCUACGGGACUGUGAAACCCGGCGAAGGUUUCUACUACACAGCCAAGCAGUAUGAUGUACCCUACGCUUCUAACUGGUUGAAAGGAUCCCACAUUGCACCGUUUGACCAACUGUUCUACAUCUCCCUCGGAGUGCGCGCAGGUGGGAUCAACGACUUUGCGGACAGCCCUGACAAGCCGUGGAGCAAUGGAGCCAGCAAGGCAGUGUACAGGUUCUACCAGCAGCAGGACUCCUGGUUCCGGACCUGGACUUCACCAGAGCUGAUUGUUGACUCCAUCGACGUUUAUGCAAUAUGAUUUAUCUCAAGUUUUUCUGAAUAAACUGAUUU